CGGGUUCGGGCUGCGUCUGUUGGCCAGCCAAUUCAGUUGCGUCGCCGAGCCCGAAGAGAAAACACCAUACCAGAUCCACAACCCAGAGCAGUUGCAGAGCCGCCCAAGCCGUGAAAGUGGUGGUCACCAGUUUUGCCUCCGAGUUAUUGAAAAGGAAACUGCAAUUUAUUGCGAAAUUAUAUGCACUUUUACUCAGUGCCAUUGCCAGUCGCUGGACAGUUGCUUUACAUAAUCCGGAGCAAUGUACAAGCAUACGGUCAAGUCCAAGUUGAGCCAGGUGCGCAGUAAUCCUCCAUCGGUUGUAACUGCCACGCCCACAUCGCCCAAACAUGGAUUAGGGGCGGGCAAGAAGUUCUUCUCGCACAUAAGGCACAAAAUCGAGGAUAAUUUAACGCCCAAGUUGAGUGGAAUGUAUUAUAAAGGGAGCAAGCACACCAGAUCCAUGAGUGCCCUUUGCACAGCGGUGGAUGGAGGAUGUGUGGGUGGGAAGUACACGCCCAAGGCGGUGCCCAUCAGUCCUGUUCCGAUCCAGCAAAUUCCCAGCCAGAUGAGCAGCAGCGUCUGCAGCUAUGUGGACAGCGAUGAGGAGAGUCACCUGAGCUUGAGUCUCAAUUUGGCCCAACAAUCGCUGGAGGAUGAGAUCUUCGCGGAGCUGGAGAAGGUGGCUCACGAUGAAAGCAAACUGAAUGAAGUGCUCCAGAGCUUCGAUCAAAUACUCAAUGAGUAUCCACCUUUGGAAGGGACUAAGAUGGCUGCUCCUCAGGAAGAACUACCCGCUCCACCUGCGGAGUUCAGCGAUCGCCAGCCCAUGUUGGCCAAGUCACACAGCACCCUGAGCAUGGGCAGAUCCAGGAUACAGGUCUACCAAUCCCCGGAGCUAGCAGGAUCAGUUUUGCUACUACGUGGAGGAAGCACCGAUUCCAGAUACAACUCCCUGAGUGAUCUGAGUGGCAGCAAGAUACCAGUGCGCAAGCAGUCCAGUUUGCGCAAGCGCAGCGAAAGCUUCUGCCUGGAGCAACCCAUUUGCCUGCGAACAGCCAGUAAACAGCGCACUCGCUCUAUGCUAACCCUAAAUACCACUGGACCUUCAAGGGCUGCCCUUCCAGCAGCUGUAGCCAUGCCCAAGCGAGCCAACUCCAGUCUGGAAAAGAGACAAAUAACCAAUAGACUAGUGCCCAGGAGAGCCAACUCCACCCUGAAACCCAAGUCACCCAAUGCCAACAGUGAUGAACUGCUGGUCAAGUGUUUGGCCAAGGGUCAGGAGAUCCUGAGGCAGGUGGAGAGCAUGAGUGCUCAGAAGCCCAAGAGGACCAGCAGUCGAGGAGUCACCAAGGAGCACUCGCAGCUGGUGAAGAACAAGAAGAAGCUACAGAAGCUGCACUACGCCAACGAGGAGAAGGUGGGCCGACCCAAGCUGGAGUCCUGCAAGAUUAUACCCCCAAAGCUGGGAGAGACCUCGGACAAAAACCAGGAACUCCUGGUGAAGGUAGUGCAGGAUGUAAAGAGCACACCGCAACAGCCUCUUAAAAAACCCACUAAGGAAAUCCGAGCAGAGCAGGAAGAGGACUCGGAUGAUUCGGGACACAUAAGCAACACACAGCUCUCCACAUCCACCUCCACCAGCAACUCAACCGGGAGUCUCUGCGAAUCCGAGGGCGACGAGGCAGAGGAGCAGCCACCCGAGAUUAAGAGCUGCGGUAAACAGUCCAACAAGAUCGCAGAGCUUCUUCAGAAAUUCGAGGCAGCUGCGGCGGCUGGAAAACAAAGUGCCAUCUCUACGAUGCACUGCCCCACCUCGAAUGUAGUGGCCACCAAGGUGGUGGCCCAGGUGCAGGCCGUGUGCUGCAUCCAGACCCAGGUGGAGAUCUAUCCCACCUACACGAAAGAGGUAACUAUGCGGCUGCACUGACCUGGCAGCGGCCCAGCCGAUCCCGCUUCUGCUUCCGAUCCUCCCCAGCCAGUCCAAUCUUAACUUUCGGCUGCAUCUGUCCAUAUCUAUAUCUAACUCUAUCUAACGUAUGCUGUAAAUGGAAUAAAUAUUUAUUGUACAAAACCACUUG
Molecule: messenger RNA, 2060 nt
Organism: Drosophila suzukii
Lineage: Eukaryota; Metazoa; Arthropoda; Insecta; Diptera; Drosophilidae
Source: RefSeq, a predicted model, not a curated record